This is a messenger RNA of Penicillium paradoxum, 1812 nucleotides long. RefSeq lists its product as uncharacterized. The coding region runs from base 1 to 1812 and encodes 603 amino acids. The transcript is spliced from 5 exons. The record is from RefSeq and is a predicted model, not a curated record. Lineage: Eukaryota; Fungi; Ascomycota; Eurotiomycetes; Eurotiales; Aspergillaceae.
AUGCCUUCAGAGUCAGAGCUUUCUUCAUUGUCGUCGGCACCUCCGACAGACGAUGAAGCUGCCAUGGAGAUCGAUCAGCCGACUGGGAUCGCAAAGUACUUCAAGAAGGAGUCGGAGACGCCGCCGCCGAAGCGGGAGCCAUCACCACCGCACGAAUACGUCGUAGCUGACAACCCUGAUAUUGCCUUCAUCGUCGCGUUUCGCGCGCGUUUCCAUGAAGUGUUCCCCCGAGGAGUGCCACAUUACGGCCCACAAGAUAUUGAAAAGGGGAUUGAGGAGGCUCCGCCUGGAGAAUAUAUCGAAAGACUUCUAUGCGCAUUACUUGGACUAGUUCUGAAUCGUAAGAAGGAAGUUGAAAGAAACCACUACACACGUCCUCUGGAGGAAGCAAUUCAUACACAUCAGUCUCAGUGGCCAAAAGAAUGGGAGGGCAAGAACCCACUUCAUGGUGGUCGCAGCUUUGCGACCAUGUCCCCGGUAGAACGGCUACGUUUGUUGAGAGCCUUGAUACUUUGGUCACUUUCAUCGUCUGAAGCGGUCCAGGCGAAGAUAAAGGAAUCCUAUAAGCAGGCUCGCCACGAUGACGAUCUCAACCAACCUUUGUCUGUCCAACCUUGGGGUCGGGAUGGCUUGAAGCGCCGGUAUUGGCUUAUUGAGGGGCACGAUGAUACGAAUUUCCGACUCUACCGCGAAAGUAACCCAGCUCUAAAGCACAACACUUGGUGGAGUGUUGCGGGAAAUAUUCCUGAGCUGGAAGCCGUUGCAGAGAAACUCGAGAGCGAAAAAGGAACCAAUUCCAAGAAGCUCAGCGAGAGGAUUCGCGCUUCGAUCCCCCGAUUCGAGGCAUCAGAAGAGAAACGGAAACGUCGCGACUACCGCCUCGCGAGAAAAGCUGCAUUCACUCGUCCGGAUCCUGGUUUCUCCAUGUACGAAGGUCGCACCCGCGGCAAGAAGCUGAAAUAUACAUAUUCAGAUGACGAGGACGUAUUCUCCGAUGACCAGCCUUCCACCCGUCGAUCCACUAGGAAUGCUGCUCCUACAGAAGCUUCCACGGAGUCUCGACGGCCUCGAUUCACAGCAAGUGGGAGGCAGAUUCGGUCUCGCGCUGGGGGCCUCUAUGGUGAGGCUUUGCUCUCUGGGCAACGUGAUGAGGUUGAUGAUGACGAGUUCGAUGAGGACGGCGAAGAAGUAAGCAGGCCCCAGAGGGCUCGGACUUCAACUCACCCAAAUGGAUACUCUGGGUACGGCGCGGAUGAUAUGGAAGAUGCGUCUGAAGUCCAUUCAAGUGCAGAUGAUAGUGGCAACGAAUGGCGAGGCGUUGAUGAUGACUUAGAGCACGACUUUGAGGGCGAUGAUGAAGGGGAAGAAGCCAGCGGAGAUGACUCAACUGACAAUGAGGAACCAGAAAGCCUUGUUGUGCAGCUUCGAUAUGGCAAGGGAGAUGCAUCUAGCAAUCCUGAGGUCCAGAUUGACAAACCGCCCCCUACUGAUGACAUCGAAAUGAAAGAUGCUGGAGAAUCAGCACCAGCUGCUUCCGCUCGAGCACUGCAGACAAGCUUUCCUCAUCAACCAGACUCGGAUGCUCAGCAGGUCUCGACCAUGACUGUACCUUCUGUUCCAGUAUCUCAGAGGCCAACUCAGGUUGCACCUGCUCAAGCUGCGCCGUCUGUUUCUUCCGCUCCAAUUUUCCAAGGGGAUAGUGUACAGAGAGCACUGGCUACGCAUUCUAUUUCAAUGGCUCCAGCACCUGCAGAUGAUAAGCCCGAAGUGUCGAAGCCUCGUCACCAGACCGAGCCAAACGGAGUCAAUUAG